AUGGGUUCGUCUAUCAGAUUAAUAUCUUAUUUGUUUAAAGCUGUCACAAGGUCUAACAUCGGAAGAAGUAUUUUAUCAAAUACAGAAUAUGAUAUUGGAUACGAAAUGGCAAGAGGAAAAGCACUCAAAACAACGUCAAUGGCGAAUAAUUCGAUUGGCAAUGCCGAAGUUCAUAAGUACCUGAUUGUGGGUUUAUGUAAUCAUGGAAUGCCUUUGACAAGACACAGUGUGGGUUCACGAGUAUUGGACUGUAUGGCUACAGACCUAGAUUUAAAAUGGACCAAAGAUAACAACUGUGCUGGCUUUACUGCCACAUUUGACUUAAAUAAAUCGGCCCAAGUUAUAAUGUUAAAGCCGAAACAAUUCAUGAACGUUAAUGGUAAAUCAGUAGCUAAAACGGUUCAUCAUCACGGAAUCGACAUUAGUAAGGUUUACAUCAUCCAUGAUGACCUUGAUAAGGCAUUAAGCAAGGUCACCAUUAAAGAAGGUGGCAGUGCUGGUGGUCACAAUGGCGUCAGAUCAGUUCAAAAUUCAUUGAAAUCUGACACAAAUAUUUUCAAAGUACGUGUUGGGAUAGGAAGACCCAGCAGCAGGGAUCAAGUGUUAGGAUAUGUGUUGAAUAACUUCUCACAAGACGAAAUACCUGGUGUCCAGGAGGGUGUGAGGAAAGCUCUCCAAAUGUUGACAUGGCACCUUGAAGGUCGAGGAGAGGAUGUGCUUCUCCUAACCAAGCUCUAUGGGAUUAAUCCAAAAAAAUUACAAACGAAAACAAGAAAGGUUAAGAACACGGUUUCAUCUGGCAAAAGACAUAUGGGUAUGUCAACAGUAGAUAUUACAGACUCUGGAACAAACGUGCAAUCAGAUGGUGAACAAACAGUCACAUCAGUUACAUCAAGGUCCCAUAUAAAAGGACACGACAACUCUUUUACGGAGAAACGGCAAGAUAUCUUACACAGAAGACAUUCACAAGAUGGAGGACUAUAUGUUGAUACAGAUAUUGUGAGGACAAAGGGUGAAUAAAGUGUGGAAUUUUUAAA
Messenger RNA from Ylistrum balloti, 1037 nucleotides. Its product is annotated as probable peptidyl-tRNA hydrolase. Lineage: Eukaryota; Metazoa; Mollusca; Bivalvia; Pectinida; Pectinidae. The record is from RefSeq and is a predicted model, not a curated record. Gene Ontology annotation, molecular function: peptidyl-tRNA hydrolase activity. The transcript has 5 exons. The coding region runs from base 1 to 1020 and encodes 339 amino acids.